UCGCAGAAAUUACUAGGUUCGGACUCACGGUCAAUCAUGGCUAACCUCCAACCUUGAAUCACCUAUUCAUACUUAUCACCGGCAUCCCUAUUCAGGAAGUAUGUACAUAUUUCAUAAGCACUAGGAGUUAGUCGUAUGACCAGGUGCGCUUCGCUCUAUUUUAAGUAAAAGCUUAUAGUGCUCAACGCAUCUCUAAUAACAGAUAGUACUCCAUCUAUUACUAUUUCGACUCUGAUAACCAGGAGAAUAUAAUACAUAUCGUAUCAAUACCGUAAAACAACAUACCAACAAUACCGCUAUUCUCGAUUCGUACUUGAAAAACAAUGAGCAUCCGUCACCGCUGCUCCUUUGUUCUCUUCUUAGGCACCAAUAGACCACCAUAUUCAGUGCAAUUCCUGAAAAUCUGCUAAUCCAUCCAUCCUCAAUUCAAUCCCAUAACAAUGUCUCUCAAAUUCGCUACAGUCCCAGCAGGGGCCAAGGUCCAACCAAAGCCCUUCAAAGUAUCUAUCCCUGACGAGCAGCUCGAAGAGUUACAGACUCUCAUCAGAUUGGCCAAGACUGCUCCACCAACAUACGAGGGCUCCCAGGAGGAUGGUAGACUUGGGGUUCCGAGUAGUUGGCUAGCAAAUGCCAAGGAGGAAUGGAAGAAAUUCGACUGGUAAGUUUUGCACGUUAGUUAUCAAGGGUUACUCUUGGACUGCAGUUGAUUGGAUGACUUGCACGACAGGAGAGAAUCCGAGAACGAGUUCAAUGAGUUUCCGCAAUUCACCUAUGAGAUUGAAGGGCUCAGAAUGCAUUUUGUGGCAUUGUUCUCUGAGAAGGAAGAUGCAAAGCCAAUUGCUUUUCUGCAUGGAUGGCCCGGAAGCUUCUUGGAAUUCUUACCACUACUCUCGCUCUUCCGCGAGAAGUAUGAACCCACUACGUUGCCGUAUCACCUGAUUGUGCCUUCUCUCCCAGGCUAUACAUUCUCAUCAGAUCUACCUGCCGACCGAGACUUUACCUCGCCUGAUGCCGCCAGGAUCUUGAAUCAGCUGAUGGUCAAUCUCGGAUUUGGGAACGGAUAUGUCGUUCAAGGCGGCGACGUAGGGUCUAAAAUUGGUCGUAUCCUAGGUGCAAAAUACGACUCUUGCAAAGCUGUUCACUUGAAUUUUGCGGGAAAACUUAACCCGCCGAAAGAUGCAACAGAGGAUCUAUCAGCUGUCGAACAAGAAGGCCUCAAGAGAGCACAGUGGUUCGGUACCUAUGGUACUGCUUAUUACUUUGAUCAUGCGACUCGACCGAGUACAAUCAGUCAUAUCUUGUCCACAAAUCCGGUCGCUCUCCUCAUAUGGAUCGGGGAGAGAUUUCGUGACUGGCCUGACAAGCGAAAUCCCGUCCCACUUCGGACGAUACUGCAGGAAGUCACUCUAUAUUGGUUGACAGAUACGUUUCCAAGAUCCAUCUACACCUAUCGCGAAACUUACCCUCCUCCACCUGUGCCACCUGCACAGCAGCCUGAUCAGUACAUUCACAAACCCUUUGGCUUCUCUUAUUUCCCGCAGGAAGUUAUACCUGCCCCUCGGUCAUGGGUAGAACGUACAGGCAACUUGGUUUUCUGGAAAGAACAUACGAAGGGAGGUCAUUUUGCAGCACUUGAAUGCCCGCAAGAGCUUGCAGACGAUAUUGUAGAAUUCGUCGAGCAGGUUUGGCAACAGUAGUGGACUGGGAAAUAUGGAACUAGAGUACUUGGAGAAAUGGUUACUAGAAUGCGCGUCCGACGUUUAUUUAUGCGAUGGUUAUUGCUGCAAUCCCCUCUCUAAUAAUUUAUAUUCCAGGGUCUCAUUUUAACUGACGAUGAAGGUUGCUACAAUAACUCUCGAUGCUAUUAAUUUAGCGUAGUGCGCCUUGCCGUUAUCCCUGUACAGCGUGCAGUAGCCUUGCCACUGUAGGUCACAAGACAUUAAGUACAAGCUUCUCACACUAUUCAGAUUGAAAAUUACGAAUCAACCAUGUAUGCACGUGCG
Talaromyces stipitatus ATCC 10500 is the source of this 2003-nucleotide messenger RNA. RefSeq names its product epoxide hydrolase, putative. The coding region runs from base 792 to 1697 and encodes 301 amino acids. Gene Ontology annotation, molecular function: epoxide hydrolase activity. The transcript is spliced from 7 exons. Lineage: Eukaryota; Fungi; Ascomycota; Eurotiomycetes; Eurotiales; Trichocomaceae. Gene Ontology annotation, biological process: epoxide metabolic process. The record is from RefSeq and is a predicted model, not a curated record.